Molecule: messenger RNA, 3018 nt
Organism: Moesziomyces antarcticus
Lineage: Eukaryota; Fungi; Basidiomycota; Ustilaginomycetes; Ustilaginales; Ustilaginaceae
Exons: 1
Coding region: 1-3018 (1005 amino acids)
Biological process (GO): monoatomic cation transport; transmembrane transport
Cellular component (GO): membrane
Molecular function (GO): monoatomic cation transmembrane transporter activity
Source: RefSeq, a predicted model, not a curated record
AUGCCUUCAUCCUCGCCCCGCUCCACCGCCCCGCACGCACACGACGCUCCCUUGGACAUCACCAUCGCCCCCGCCCCCGAACCGGCUGCAGCCGACUGUGUCCUCGCUCCUUCGCGCAACGCCAACGUCUCCACCCCUCGCCCACCGUCGAGCCCACAGAAGCACUUGUCGACUCUCGCACCCGACGUCUCGCAAGACGGCAAGCCACCUGCCUCGCUCACGCACAAACGCUCGGUCAAGCACAUCACAAAGCAGUACGAACAGCGCGCAGAUACCAGCCCCGCAUUGCUCCGUCCGCCCUCGUCCGUAUCACGUCCCGCCUCGCCCACCCUCAAGAAGCGCAGCUCCUUCUUGCUUCCCAGCAACUCGGACCCCACAACCCUCUCCGCCACACCGCCCCGCCCCAGAAGCCUCAGCAGUGGUGCGGCCUCCGCAACCACUACCUUUUCUCGAUCGCCCUCCAUCAGACUCGCAAGCGGCUCGUACCCUUCCACCCUACGUCCUCCGGUGCAAAAGAAGAGAUCAUCAUCCUCCAUUCGCUCCCUUCCGGAACCGCCCCGGCCAUCGUCCCGUUCUUCGCUCAGCAGGCCACCAAGCGCCGCGGACUCGCACGAUCCAUCUUGUGUCGAUUCGCCCAUCGAAUCCAGCACAGCGAUCGUCAUCUCGCCGGUCACUGCCGACUCACCCGUCGAGCCGCAGCACACCGAGCCACAGCUCAUCGAGCCGGAGCUGGCUCCGCAGGAAUCCAAUAUGAGCAGCGUGUCCGACCCGGCGACCACAGAGUCGACACCCGAACGGCCGCUCGCUGCGCCAAUGGGCGACGAGACACCCGACGCAGACACCUCGAACGAAGUCGAUGACGCUCUCUAUGAGGAGCUCGACAGCGUCGCCGACCUAGACACCUCGCAGCCCAACGGAGCGCCCACAUCGGUACGCAAGGUCGACUUUGCCAAGAUGACCGUGGCAGAGCGACGCGAGCACUCGCGCCGACACUCGCGCGUACACAGCCGCAACCUCAGCGUCUUCUUCCCGCGCCCGGGCACCGACGCUGAAGCCGAGGCGGACGAAGCCAGAGCGCGCGAUGCGUUUGCACACGAAAUGCCACACACUGCGCCUCCGUCUACGUUUGCCAUCAGCGCCGCCACCGCCAGCACGCCCGCUCAUACCCCGGCCUCACAUGUGCACCGUCGCAACGGCAGCGGCAACCGUCCUCAGAUCACCGUCAGCACCGAUGCCACCACGCUCUCCCCGCGUUCCGCCAGCUUUGCUGCACUCACCGCCAACCAGCAGCCGGCGGCUGGCAAGCUGGAUGCUCCGAGUCAGCUCGGAGAUCUUAGCCCCAGCCCGACCAAGAGCAGACGCGGUCAUCACCACCGCCAUAGCGUCGCCAUGCUCGACUCGGGCCUCAGCCCCAUCACCGCCAAGCACAACGGCCAUGCCAUGGAGCGCUCCACCUCUUCCACCUCGUGGACCUCGGAUACCUCGAUCGCGGCCGCAGAAAAGCAUCUUGACGCCCACAGCCACCACGCCCACUCGCACGACCACAGUCACCACCACGGGCACAGCCACAUUCACGCGCAUGGCAAGCGUUCGCUCCACGCACGCACCGUUUCGGCGCUCAGCCACAUCCCGCAAGCCUCGCGUCCGCUGCUGCUGUUUGGCAUGUCGCACUUUGGUCUGGGUGCGGCGCUGUGGAUGGCGGGGCAGGAGGUGGACUCUCUGUCCGCCACGGGCCUGGGCUAUCUCGUCGUGUUUGACGCCAUGGGUAUCUUGAGCAGUGCCAUGGCCGAUUGGGCGCUCGAGUGGGAGCAGCAUGCGGCCGACCUGCGCAGGCGCACGGGCAAGGCGGACGGCACCGCCAUCCGACGCCCCUACGGCAUGCACCGUGUCUCGACGCUCCUCCACUUUGUCCAGACCAUCUACCUGCUGUUUGCCAGCGUGUACGUGCUCAAGGAGUCGGUCGAGCAUGCGCUGCUCGAAGGUGGCGGUGGCCAUGCGGUGGAGGGUGCGGUGGAUUCGGCGUCGGGUCAUGAUCAUUCGCACGCACACGCCGAGCACUCGUAUGGCAUUGUGAUGCCUAAUCUGCUGCUCGCGCUCUCGCUCGCGGCGUGCGUGAUCUCGAACCUCGUGAUGGGCAACCAUGCGCGCUUGGUCGCUGCGUGCGGGAUUAGCACGGCCGCAUCGGGUUCGGCGCCACCCAGCGCCGCACGCCAUGGUCGCAGCGGCUCGGUGCUCAUGCGUCCGUCGGAACUGGCGUCGCCAUUGCUCGCGCUGCUUGCAAACCCGUUCAGUCUGACGGUGCUCUUCUUCAGCUCGGCACUGUUGUUCGCCGGCCUCACCAUGCCUUCGGUGCAAGUGGCGGCGCUCGACAAAGUUCUUGCCGGUCUCGAGUCGGUAUCGAUGUUCUACGUAGCCUAUCCUGCCUCGGUCGCGCUGGGCAAGGUGCUUCUGCAGACAGCCCCCUCGGAGGCGUCACCGAACUUGCAGCAGCUCAAGCGUGCGCUCAAGACGGUGGAACAGCAUCCGCUCGUUUCGUACGUGCCUCCACCGAAUGUUUGGCAGCUCACGCCGCCGACGUCGGCCGUGGUGCAGGCGGACCGUGCGUCGGGUGUGCUGUCGGGCGGCGCGGGCUCGGGUCGAGGUAUGCAUUUUGGCAGCAAAUCCGCAUCGCUCGUGGCGUCGGUCACCGUAUUCCUCAAGCCCGACGCGUCCGAGGACGACUGCUUCGAGAUGACAAAGUGGGCCUGGGAACGGUUGGCGCCUAGCGUGGCGGCGACGCGCGGGCUUAUGGCCGGCGAGAUGCUCAGAGGCACCCAGAGAGCAGGUGAGCUUACCGUCACUGUCAAACGCGAGGGUCAUGAAGACGAUGGUGUGGUUCAUAAUGCCGCCUGCGCUCAUGGACACGAGCAUCAUGGACACGAUCAUCACGGACAUGACCAUCACGAUCACGGCCACGCCCACGGUCAUGCUUACGGCCACGCUCACAGCCAUGGACAUCACCACCACCAUCACCACUGA